Messenger RNA from Strongylus vulgaris, 241 nucleotides. The record is from the annotation of a GenBank genome assembly. NCBI's taxonomy places the organism in Eukaryota, Metazoa, Nematoda, Chromadorea, Rhabditida, Strongylidae.
GAACGCACAACGAAUCAUCGAUAGCUUAUUGACCGACUUCUAUUUUGGACACUUACAUCCCGCCAAUAAUUUUGACAUGCAAACACUCUUUGAUGUUCUACCAUUGAAGACAGGAAUGCCCGCUGAAGAGCGUCUUACAGUUGAUCUGCUGCGACGCAAGAUCAUUACGAAGCAGAAGAGCAGACGAGAAGACUGCAGUUUGAUUGUUGUCGCUUCACUUGUUGACAAGCCGAACAAUCUA